AUGAAAAAUGUUUUAAAAAAAAAGUUCGUAAGAAACUUUUGUUACAAAAUAUGUAUCGCAGGUGCCUGUAAUAGUGGUAAAUCUUCACUGAAUAAUGAUAUAUUAGAUAGAUUAAAUGUUAGUCAUAAAAAAUCAGUUAUAAGUAAUGUGGAAAAUUAUUGUAUAAAAAAUAAUGAGAAUGUUUUUAAACUUCAUAAAAAGAAAUGCUCUCUAACAGAUACAAUAGGAUUAAAUGAAAGAAUGCUAAAUAAAUUAGAAAAAUGGAAAUUAGAAGAUUAUAAUAUGGAUAUGGAAAAUAAUAAUAUUUUAAAAAAUUAUUAUAAUUUAAUUAUGGAUAGUAAUUUAAUAUUUAUAUGUAUAAAACAUUCAGAAAUAAGACAAAGUGAUAUUCUCUCAUAUAAUAUUAUAAAAGAUAUGUAUAAAAAUAUGGACAAUAUAUAUACUAUAGUUUAUAAUAAUAUAAAAGAUAUAACAAAUACACAACAUAAUGAUAUAAUACAAUCUUAUAAUUUUCUUCAUAUAUAUGAAUAUUUUACUAAUAUUAUUUUCUAUCCAUAUGACAAAAAUGAAGAUCUAACAAAUGUUAUUAAAGAAAAAAUUAUAAAUUUUUAUGAAAGACAAAAUGUAACAAGUCAACAAAAUGGUGACACCUUGAAAGAUCAUAGUGAAUUCAAAAAAAAUCAUAUCAAUCAAUAUAAUGAUAAUACAUUAAACAAUUGUCAUAUAAAUGAGAACCAUUUGAAUAAUGUUAAUAAAGAGGAACGUAAAAAACAAAAUGGAGAGGAAGUUCUAGAGGAAGAACUCAUUUUUAAUAAUAAUCAAAUGUAUGAUAUAAUUGACGAGAGUGUAAGAAUUUUUCAUCCCUCCAUAAGUUUGGAAACAAAAAAUUAUUUUUACAAAUUUGUAAAUUUGAAAAAAAAAGAUAAAUCUAAUAUGAAAUUAUUUAACGAUUAUUUUAGUGAACAAAUAUUGAAUAAGACUCCUUCGAAAAUUGGUCACGUAGAAUUUAAUGAAAAAAAAAAUAAAAUAUUAAAAAAAAUAAAUAAUAAUAUAAAUAAUAAUAAUAUAAAUAAUAAUAAUAUAAAUAAUAAUAAUAAUAUAAAUAAUAAUAAUAUAAAUAAUAAUAAUAAUAAUAUUGGUGAUAAAUAUCAACAUAAUAAUUUAAUUACAAUGAACAAUGUAAACAAUACAGAUGAAAAUACAACAGAAUAUAGAACAAAAGAAUAUUCGAUCAACACAAAUAUAAAUCAUAUUAAUACACAUCCUGUUGUUGAUAAUAUGUUUUAUCAAUAUAAUGAUAAUUAUUAUGAAGAUAUAAAAAAAGAACAAGAUUCCUUUGAAGAGACAUAUAGAAAUGAAGAUAAAAAUAAUAGUGAUCAUACAAAUAAAUUUAGAGAAUAUUUUUUUAACAAAAUACAAAAUAAUUAUAAUUUUGAAGAGAAAAAAAAAAAAGAUAUACAAGCAUUAAAAAAUAAAAGAAUUAGAAUACUGAAAAAUAUUCUUAAUAAAAAAGAAGAUGUUAAUCCAUAUGAUUUGAUAAAUAUAAAUGAAAAGAAUUAUAAUAAGGAUAUUCAAGAAAAUCAUACAAAUGUGCCUUUGUUUUAUGGUUCAACAAGUGAUAUUAUAAAUGAAGAAGACAAACAUGUAGACAUAAUGAAUAACAAACAUGUAGACAUAGUGAGUAACAAAAAUGUAAACGAUAAAGAUGUAGAUGAUGUGGAGCAUAAUAAUAUUGAUGAGAACAUCCAUAGUGAUGUCAAUAAUAAAAUGGACUGUAAUGUUGUUGUUAAUAAUUUUAUUAAUGAUGAUAAGGAGAAUAUGAAUAUAGAUCGACAUAAAAAUAAAAUAAUGAUGAAUGAUGAAAAUAUAUGUAAUAAAGAUAUAAAGGUAUGUGUGUUAGGAGAAAAAAAUUGUGGUAAAACAAGCUUAAUUGAAAGUAUUUUAAAAAAUAACAUAAUUAAUGAGAAUGAUAUAUAUGAACUAUUUGGAACAAGAAAAUAUAUAAAUAAUGAUAUGAGUUUUUAUUAUAAGAAUAAGAAGAUAGAAAUAUUAGAUACUUGUAGUUUAAAUAAACAACAUAAAUUUAAAAAUGAAGAUCAAUUUUUUGAUGAAAAUCAUAGAGUAUAUACUAAUAUAAGAAAAAGUGAUAUAUGUAUAUAUAUUAAAGAAAUUAAAAAUAAUAAUAUAAAUUUAAAUAAAUUUGAUAAAAAAAUGAUUUUCUAUUUAUUAAAAGAAAAGAAAAAUAUUAUUUUUAUAGUAAAUAAAAUAGAUUUAAUUCUAACAAACUUUGAAAAAAAAAGAAAUGAAUUUUUACAAAUAUUUUCAAACCUAUUUAAUGAUAUACCUAUCAUAUUCCUUAAUACAAAAAAUAAUAUACAUAUUAAUACAUUAUUAAAUAAAAUUAUUCAUAUUCAUAAAAUGAAUAAUAUUAUUAUAUCUACAUCUCUUUUAAAUAUUUUCCUUAUGCAGUUCUUAAAAUUAUUUCCAAUUCCAUGGUUAAAAAAAAAAAAAUGUCAUUUUAAAUAUAUAAAACAAAUAAGCACUAGCCCAAUCACAUUUCUUAUAUUUACAAACUUAUAUAGAAAGGUACCCAACAAUUAUCUUACUUUUUUCAAAAAAAAACUUAAACACGAAUUUGACUUACGAUAUAUAAAUAUUCAGUUUGUUUUUAAAACUACAUGUGAUAAUAAAGAGAAGGUUAAGGGCCCGCGCAUUAAAUGA
Molecule: messenger RNA, 2721 nt
Organism: Plasmodium gaboni
Lineage: Eukaryota; Apicomplexa; Aconoidasida; Haemosporida; Plasmodiidae
Product: putative GTP-binding protein EngA
Exons: 1
Coding region: 1-2721 (906 amino acids)
Molecular function (GO): GTP binding
Source: RefSeq, a predicted model, not a curated record